AUGCACCGUUGGUCCCCUUUAUCCCUUUUCUCGGCCCUGCACCCCGUUCCCCCCUCUCCGCCUUACACCCUCCUUCUCCCUCUUUCCUCUCUGCCUUACCCUCUUCUUCCACCUAUCCCCUCACUGCCUUACACUCUUCUUCCCCCUUUCCCCUCUCUUCCGUACACUCUUCUUUCCCAUCUCCCCUCUCUGCCUUACUCCCUUCUUCCCCCUUUCCCCUCUCUCCUUACACUCUACUUGCCCCACCAAGCGUUCAGUGCCUUACACCUUCUCUGCCUAACGCCCUGCUUCCCCCAUUCCCCUACCUGCCUCGCACCCUUCUUCUUCCUUUCCUCACUCUGCAUUACCACCUUCUUCCACGUUUCCAACCUCGGUGCCUUGCACCCUGCUUCCCCCUUUCCCCUCCCUGCCUCUCACCCUUCUUAUCCCCUUUCCCUCCCUGCCUCUCACCCUUCUUAUCCCCUUUCCCUCCCUGCCUCUCACCCUUCUUAUCCCCUUUCCCUCCCUGCCUCUCACCCUUCUUAUCCCCUUUCCCUCCCUGCCUCUCACCCUUCUUAUCCCUCUUUCCCUUGCUCGCGCACCCACCUUGCUCCAUCUGUCCCUAGAUCAUGCAAGUACCUUACUCCCACUGUCCCUUGA
This is a messenger RNA of Closterium sp. Naga37s-1, 639 nucleotides long. Lineage: Eukaryota; Viridiplantae; Streptophyta; Zygnematophyceae; Desmidiales; Closteriaceae. The record is from the annotation of a GenBank genome assembly.